This is a messenger RNA of Condylura cristata (star-nosed mole), 447 nucleotides long. It is a transcript of the gene ACSBG1, whose product is annotated as acyl-CoA synthetase bubblegum family member 1. The transcript is spliced from 2 exons. The record is from RefSeq and is a predicted model, not a curated record. NCBI's taxonomy places the organism in Eukaryota, Metazoa, Chordata, Mammalia, Eulipotyphla, Talpidae. The annotation marks the transcript as partial.
CUUCGCCUGGAGCUCGGCCUGGAGCGGGCGCACAGCGUGGCCAUCCUGGGCUUCAACUCCCCGGAGUGGUUCUACUCGGCGGUGGGCACUGUGUUCGCGGGCGGCAUCGUCACGGGCAUCUACACCACCAGCUCCCCCGAGGCCUGCCGGCACAUCGCCCACGACUGCCGCGCCAACAUCCUGGUGGUCGACUCGCAGAGGCAGCUGGAGAAGAUCCUGAAGGUGGGGGCGCCCCGCCCGCCCCCCACGCUGACUGGGAAGGGGCUGCGGAGGCCACGGGGCCGCGCUGGCCAGGGGCGCCCUUCCCGGGUCCUCGGUAGACAGACGGCCGCCAGGGGCAGGCCUGCUGGGGCGGGGGGCCGGCCAGCCGACUGGGGGGGUGCCGGCUACCCGGCAGAUUCCGGGAUGGGCGCAGGGGCUGGGGGCGCCACCCCUUGGCCCCCCUGA